Molecule: messenger RNA, 3482 nt
Organism: Zootoca vivipara (common lizard)
Lineage: Eukaryota; Metazoa; Chordata; Lepidosauria; Squamata; Lacertidae
Gene: FLRT1
Product: fibronectin leucine rich transmembrane protein 1
Cellular component (GO): plasma membrane
Molecular function (GO): protein binding
Source: RefSeq, a predicted model, not a curated record
UUGCACAACACACACACACACGCAGCUGCACGCAGCCAUCACUCCCGGCUCUCCCGUUUGCACGGCUGCUUCAAAUGGGCCCCCAGAGAGGGAUGAAUCCGGAGCAGCGGAGGCACUGAAAUAAAAAAAGAAGAAAAGGGGGGAGCACAAAUAAAGGAGAGGAGGGUCGGGAUUCGGACGCAGCGGCAGCAGCGGAAUAUGGCACCGCAAUGCCGGGAAGAGGGUUUUUAGGUGCCCGCUGGAGAUCGCUCCGCUGCCGCCUUGGUUGCAGAAGGGGAAGCGAGCGCGCCCGGAUUUGGAGAAAGCUCUCUCUCCCCACCCCCAGUUCCAAGACCGGGAAGGGGGGAAAGCAGGACCUAGCUAUCCACACGCGCCAUACAAACUCAACACGCGUUGCCAAAAGGGGAGCCGGCAGGAGGAGCGUCGCCGGGGAUGCCAAGGCGCGGUUCCAAAAGCCUAACCGCAGGACAGCCUAGCACCACCCACCCCUGCAAACCAUGGCGACAACUUCACCCACAGCCGCUGUGGUGACAGCCACCGUAGUGACAACAGCUGCUGCCAUGGACUUGCGUGACUGGCUAUUCCUCUGCUACGGCCUGGUUGCCUUCCUGAGCGAAGUGAUUGACAGCACCACCUGCCCAUCUGUUUGCCGCUGCGACAACGGCUUCAUUUAUUGCAAUGACCGGGGCCUGACCUCCAUCCCAGCUGACAUUCCGGACGAUGCUACCACCCUAUACCUGCAGAACAAUCAGAUCAACAAUGCCGGCAUCCCCUCCAACUUGAAGAAAAAGCUAAAUGUUCAGGUCAUCUACCUCUAUGAAAAUGACCUGGAUGAGUUCCCCAUCAAUCUGCCCCGUUCGUUGCGGGAGCUUCACCUCCAGGACAACAACGUCCGGACUAUCGCCCGAGACUCCCUGGCGCGCAUCCCUCUCCUGGAGAAGCUGCACCUGGACGACAACUCCGUCUCCACUGUCAGCAUCGAAGACGACGCCUUUGCGGACAGCACACGCCUCAAGUUGCUCUUCCUCUCUCGCAACCACCUCAGCAGCAUCCCCUCUGGCCUGCCCCGCACCCUGGAGGAACUGAGGCUGGACGACAACCGCAUAUCCACCAUCCCCCUCCAUGCCUUCAAGGGGCUAAUCAGCUUGCGGCGCCUGGUGCUAGAUGGCAACCUCUUGGCCAACCAGCGCAUUGCAGACGACACCUUCAGCCGCCUCCAGAACCUCAGCGAGCUCUCGCUGGUGCGUAACUCUCUGGCAGCCCCACCUCUUAACCUGCCCAGCGCCCAUCUGCAAAAGUUGUACCUCCAAGACAAUGCCAUCAGCCACAUCCCCUACAACACCCUUUCCAAGAUGAGGGAACUGGAGAAGCUGGACCUGUCCAACAACAACCUGACCACUCUGCCCAAGGGUCUCUUUGAUGACCUUGACAGUCUCUCCCAGCUCCUGCUGAGGAACAACCCCUGGUACUGUGGCUGUAACCUCAUGUGGUUGAGGGACUGGGUCAAGGCCCGGGCUGCUGUGGUGAAUGUGAGAGGGCUGAUGUGCCAAGGCCCCGAUAAGGUCAGAGGCAUGGCCAUCAAGGACAUCACCAAUGAGAUGGAUGAGUGCUUUGACGUGGGCCCGCAGAGCAAUUCGGGAGUGGUGGUGGCAGCCAAGACGACUGCCAGCAAUGCUGCCGUCACAACCCCGCAGGGCUCUCUUUUCACCCUCAAGGCCAAGAGGCCUGGCAUCCAACUGCCAGAUUCCAAUGUUGACUACCCAAUGGCCACUGGCGCUGGAGCCAAAGCACUGAUUUUGAACGUCAAGCCGCUAACCGCUGACAGCAUCCGCAUCAGCUGGAAGGCAAUGCUCCCGGCAGCCUCUUUCCGCCUGAGCUGGCUGCGCCUGGGCCACAGCCCAGCCGUGGGCUCCAUCACAGAGACCCUGGUACAAGGUGACAAGACAGAGUACUUGCUGACAGCCCUGGAGCCCAAGUCCACCUAUAUCAUCUGCAUGGUCACCAUGGAGACGGGCAGCACCUAUGUGCCUGAUGAGACCCCAGUGUGUGCCAAGGCCGAGACGGCAGACAUGUACAGCCCCACCACCACCCUCAACCAUGAGCAAAACAUGGACCCAUUGGCCGGGCUGCCGUUGGCAGGGAUCAUUGGCGGGGCGGUGUCCUUGGUCUUCCUCUUCCUAGUCUUGGCUGCCAUCUGCUGGUAUGUCCACCGGACGGGAGAGCUUCUCACACGGGAGCGAGGCAGUCGGAAGAAAGAUGACUACGUGGAGUCGGGCACCAAGAAGGACAACUCCAUCCUGGAAAUCAGAGGCCCUGGGUUGCAGAUGCUUCCAAUCAACCCGCACCGGGCAAAGGAGGAGUACGUCAUCCAUACCAUAUUCCCAUCCAAUGGAACCAGUCUUUACAAAAGCACCCACACCAUCGGCUAUGGCACAACCCGUGGGUACAGAGACGGUGGAAUUCCAGACAUAGACUACUCAUAUACAUGAUGUAGAAUCCCCUCCCUCCUCCCACAUACAUCCCUCCUGACCCCCUCAACCGCCCAGCCACUUCUCUGUUUUUACCCCCCCUCCCUGUCCACACACACAAACACGUACACCAAGGUUUUGUUUUUUUGCCAAGGUGGGAAAAAAAUGGCAAAACACAAAAAACUAUUUUCCAAGCAGAACCAGGUGGAACAAAAGGGGAGGGGAAGAAAGUUUUACAAAAAAAGAAAAAGCAAACAAAAACAAAGCCUAUUUUGUAGAAAACCAACAAAAAGACACACAAAAGUUUUAAAAAAAAGUAGACAUGGAGUGGGGCAAAGACAUAAUUUAUAUUUAAUAUACCAGAUUUAAAAAAAAUACAUAAACAUACAACUCAGACCAUCAAGGAACAUUGGGUUGUUGUUGGGUCCCACCCCUCCCCCUGAGGGGGGCAGGGAGAAGACCUGGAAGAAGGGAAGGGGGAAAGUGAAAAUUAAAAACAAAAAUGCUACCUGUUUUAUCUUUCUUCCUGUAUAAAUCCUCUAUUUUGUUCAGGAGUUAGAUUAUAAAAAAAACAUCAAAAUGUCUUUCCUGGCGGCUAAACUGUUGACUGCAUAGGGGGGAGGGGGCCCAUGCAAAUCUGCUUCCAUUUCUCCUUUUGCAUUCCAUAACUCUGCUUUCCUUACAGGUUCCAAAUUUGUCAUGCAAAGUUGAGCAACCACCACCACCACAACAAAAUAAGCAUUGGCAAUAUAUAUAUAUAUAUAUCUUUCUGGAGUUCUGAAACAAGACCCUAACCCCAACCCUGCCCCUGCCCUUCCACACCUGACUCAAGUUUCCCCUCAGCCCCUUUCUGCAAGACUCAGAAUCUGCCAACUUUGUUCUUCUGCUCAACACGGACUGAUCAUAAAAGAAAUCUCUGUUUGGUUACCUCCUCGCUCAUCUAUCCUUUGGGACAAUCAUUCAAGAAUAUUCUCUUUGUAGGAAUAACUGCAACACGUAGCUCUUUGUCUUUUU